This is a messenger RNA of Dibothriocephalus latus, 1047 nucleotides long. NCBI's taxonomy places the organism in Eukaryota, Metazoa, Platyhelminthes, Cestoda, Diphyllobothriidea, Diphyllobothriidae. The record is from the annotation of a GenBank genome assembly.
AUGGGCAAUAAACCUAGCCACGUUGUCAUACGUCCACAAUUGUACCGAUCACAAACCCAUAAACCGGACGACUCAAUAAAACCGCAGCCCAGAAGGGGCUCCAAUCGAAUCGGCGUCGGCGACGUUCCCGAUGUAGAUAGCCUGCAAAUUUGGGAUUUAAAUCAUAUCAAGUUAGCGGAUAAGCAGCCUACAUACCGGUCUCAACCUGUUGGUGAUGGGCCACCGGGUAGGUCGAGAACCUCUAAUAAAACGCAGCUCACUACUUAUGAGCGCUCCUGCACAUACCGAAGGAAAUUGUAUUCCGAAUCUUUACCCAAAAUAAAGAAAGUUUCACUUGACUCCUGCCGACCACCUCAAAGAACCCCAUCCUGCACACGCGCUGGAUAUCUACCUCCCUUACCCAACGGCAUGAUAACGGGGCGACGACCAGCACCAAGAGGUCGCUACUUUGUUGACAAUCCCAGCAACGUGGUGCGACCGAGAACAUCUUGCGCAAUGCUGAGUGUCAGAUCAAGUAACGUAUCCGCGCCAAAAUAUGCCUGCCGUCAGCAAUGGAACGACAACAACUGGGCCGAAAGCGAGAGUGCAUGCAGUGGCGCGUCCUGUUCAGCGGCGUGCAGUCAAGCAACCCCCACGGCCCUACCCAAGCUUACAAACAUGCGCAAUCUAUUGGAUAGGUUUGAGGAGGAAUUCAAGGUCAGUUCCGCGAGCCUCCGACAAGCCAUGGAGGGUCUCGUAAAUAAUGAGCUUCUGGUAGGACGGUCGCCAACAGAUCAGAGGCAGCUCUUGGCGAAUGCUGAGGAGAGUGUUGUCUCUGUGCAGAUUUUAUUGGCAAAAAUGCAUCAGCAUAUUGCGCACGCUCAUGAGUUCUGUAACAUGCUACACCGCAUUGACGAAUCACUACAAACCUUCGCAAAGGCCGUCUGUGCUGUGACUGCCUGGGAGGAGGGACAAGAUUAUCAAUCAGACCCGGGUCGCGGAGUCGGAGCGGCAGUCGCGCCAAUCGCCCGCCCGAGGAAGACGACCGACGGAAAAAACUGUAAAUAA